Messenger RNA from Zymoseptoria tritici IPO323, 762 nucleotides. RefSeq lists its product as uncharacterized. The transcript has a single exon. The record is from RefSeq and is a predicted model, not a curated record. NCBI's taxonomy places the organism in Eukaryota, Fungi, Ascomycota, Dothideomycetes, Mycosphaerellales, Mycosphaerellaceae. Bases 1 to 762 code for a protein of 253 amino acids.
AUGGCGAGCGCAGUAUCGAACCUCCAUUCCGGCUCGAACUCGCGCUUCAACGCUGAAGCAAAGUCUUGGGAUGCCCGGCCUUUUGUUCACGAAGCAUCGCAAGGCGCUGCAAAUGCAAUAGCCUCGAAGCUGAAAGACGCCCCAGUACCCGAAGGUGGUCUCCAGAUCCUUGAGAUUGGCUGCGGGACUGGCAUUCUCUCUUUCCUGAUGGCGGUUCAUCCGAAUGUCAGACAGAUCGUCGCCGUGGACGCAGCUGAUGGCAUGAUCGAUGUGUUGAAGCAGAAGCUAGAAAAGGACGGCGCACCGAAGAACAUCUUGCCUCUCGCACUCCUUUUGGAAGACCCGGAAAAUCCCCAGCUUCCGAACGGAGACAAUGGCAAGAAGCAGAAGUUUGACGUGAUCACUUCUCACUUGGUGCUACACCACAUCCCUGAGUUGGAGCCAGUGCUUCGGACCAUGUAUGAAUGCCUGAAACCGGGAGGCUGCGUAAUGCUCACGGACUUUGAGGAUUUUGGACCGGAAGCGAAGCGAUUUCACCCCGCGUCGAAGAUGGAUGGAGUUGCUCGGCACGGCAUAAACGCCGGUGAGAUGAAGACAAAGCUGGAGAAUGUGGGCUUCAACGACGUGGAGGUCAGACCUCAUUGGUCUAUGAAGAAGACGGUCGAGAAGUUUGAUGGCGAGUUUGGAGAAUCAGGGAAGAUUGAGCCGGGCGCUGGUGAAUUAAUGGGAUUUCCAUUCGUAGUGUGCUACGGAAAGAAGUAG